This is a messenger RNA of Phlebotomus papatasi, 2125 nucleotides long. Its product is annotated as dihydrolipoyllysine-residue succinyltransferase component of 2-oxoglutarate dehydrogenase complex, mitochondrial. Bases 103 to 1569 code for a protein of 488 amino acids. The record is from RefSeq and is a predicted model, not a curated record. NCBI's taxonomy places the organism in Eukaryota, Metazoa, Arthropoda, Insecta, Diptera, Psychodidae. Gene Ontology annotation, molecular function: dihydrolipoyllysine-residue succinyltransferase activity. Gene Ontology annotation, biological process: tricarboxylic acid cycle. Gene Ontology annotation, cellular component: oxoglutarate dehydrogenase complex. The transcript has 5 exons.
CUGGACUGGCAUGUCAGUCCCCCGACCGAGUUUUUCACGUUUUGGUUUGGAAGUUGCGAGUGGAGGAAAAAAUUCUCCUAAAAUAAUUUACGUACGCUUGCGAUGGCUGGAUUACUGUCCAUAUCGUCGCGGAAUGUACCGCGGAGUGUUCUGAGAUUGACAGUGAAGCCGCUCACGGAAAAUCCUGGUCAGCAGUUUGCCAGAAGUUCCAGGGCCUACCACCAGGGGCGUGUUCUGCAGAGAUUUCCCCGCCUUGUCGGGACUUUCGAGAGUGAGAAAAAGACACUCGUGGACUCACAAUGGAUAAGCCAACGCACCUUCCGCACGAGUUUCAUCCUCAGGAACUCGGAAAUUGUGACUGUUCCUCCCUUUGCGGACUCUGUCUCCGAAGGAGAUAUCAGAUUCACGAAGAAAGUGGGCGAUUUUGUGGCCGUGGACGAAGUUGUGAUGGAAAUUGAGACGGAUAAGACAACUGUGGGAGUUCCUGCACCGUUCAAUGGUAUCAUUGAGGAAAUCUUUGUGACGGACGGUGAUACAGUUCAGGCCAAGCAGAAGCUGUUUAGUCUUAAGCCUGCCGAAGGUGGUGCACCAGCUGCAGCAGCUUCCAAGCCAGCUGAGGCUCCAGCAGCAGCAGCUCCACCUCCUCCUCCUCCGCCACCUCCUCCAUCUCCAGCAGCUGCUCCCAAAGCUGCAGCUCCAUCACCUCCACCAGCUGCAGUUCCUCCUCCAGCAGCAACGCCUCCGCCACCGCCACCAAAACCAUCUGGGCCUGCUAGUCAGAUGCCCGUGGCUGCCAUUAGGCAUGCCCAGGCCAUUGAGGCGUCAGUGAAGGUGCCCCCGGAGGAUUACACGAAGGAAAUUACGGGUACGCGGACGGAACAGAGAGUCAAGAUGAAUAGGAUGCGACUGAAGAUUGCAUCGAGGCUGAAGGAUGCCCAAAAUACAAAUGCAAUGCUAACCACGUUCAAUGAGAUUGACAUGAGUAUGAUUAUGGAAUUCCGGAAGAUGCAUCUGGAGGCUUUUGUGAAGAAGUACGGCAUCAAGCUGGGCUUCAUGUCGGCCUUUGCAAAGGCAGCUGCCUAUGCUCUGCAAGAUCAACCCGUUGUGAAUGCCGUGAUCGAAGGCCAGGAGAUCAUCUACAGGGAUUAUGUGGAUAUUUCUGUGGCUGUGGCGACGCCAAAGGGUUUAGUUGUUCCGGUGAUCAGGAAUGUGGAGAGUAUGAACUAUGCGGAUAUUGAAUUGGCGAUUGCAGCAUUGGGAGAGAAGGCAAAGAAGGGGGCUCUGGCUGUUGAAGAUAUGGACGGAGGAACCUUUACGAUUAGCAAUGGAGGGGUUUUUGGAUCACUCAUGGGAACACCCAUCAUCAAUCCGCCCCAGAGUUCUAUUCUUGGAAUGCACGGAAUCUUCGAUAGGCCGAUAGCGGUGAAGGGACAGGUUGUUAUUCGACCAAUGAUGUAUGUGGCUCUGACUUAUGAUCACCGUUUGAUUGAUGGACGUGAGGCCGUGAUGUUCUUGCGCAAAAUUAAGGCGGCCGUUGAGGAUCCAAGGAUCAUUUUAGCUGGAAUCUAAAAUAAUAAAAAAGAAAUAUAUUGUUAAAGAGAGAAAGAAAAAAUCGAGAAAAGAAGCAACAUGAAAUUUGUGUGUUAUAGAAAUGGGUAAAGAUGAUUUCGCAUGAUAUUCGAACGAUUUUAGUGCUAAAAAAAAAUUAUUAAUGAGAAAGAAGUCAUUAAAGAAGAAAAGAAUUAAUUGACUACACUUAAAAGAGCGUGCAACAGUGAACUUCUCAUGGCAUCGAUUAGUGGUGAGAUGUUUUUAAUUUAAUUUUGCAAAUUUUAAUUUAAUGUGGCGUUCCUUUUGAAUUUAGUGAAGUUGAGUGUAAAAAAAAACGACUAUUCAAAAUUGUAAUUUCUUUUAAUCAUUUUUUGUUUCAACAUCUGAUUUUCAAUCUGUGUCUUGAGGAAAUGCCGAGGCGGGGAGUCACAAGUGAAUCUGUAAAAAUGCAAAUAUCUGAGGGAAUAUCAAAUGACCAUACAAGAAUACAGUAUGAAAUUAAUUAAAGUAUUUAUUUAGUUCUCUUUCUGUGGCGCUGUAAUUAAAGGUUCUGUUUGAACAGAGAAGUUUGAAA